CUUCAUCUUAUCAAGAAAGAAGCCGAUCGAUAGUGGCAGCGAGAAAGCGCACGCACCGAAGGCGAAGCAAGCAAGCAUAGAGAUCGACAUAACCCGACCGUAAUUUCCUACCUUGUGUCCCGCACCGAACAUAACAACAGCAUUCCUUACGAUGCUCGAUGAGGGCGGGGGUGGGACGCCGAGGGCACCACCCGGCGGCACUCACGUCACUUCCGGCAGCAGCAGGCGCCCGCCAGGCAAGCGCGUGCGCGGCAGUAGCGCUGCUGCUGCUGCUGCUGCUGCUGCUGCUGCUGCUGCUGCUACAGCACGCAGACCCGACGACGGAGGUGGGGUGGGUUAUCACGGCUGCAGCAGCAGCGGAGGAGGUGGACACGGCGGCAGCAGUGGCGGCGGCGUGGGCUACGGCAGUAGCCGCGGGCGGCAUGGCGGCCGAGCCGUGCCAGUGGGGCGGCGGGCGGUGCUGGCGGCAGUAGCAGCAGCCAUGCCGCUGCUACUGCUGGCGGUUGUGGCGGUCAUGCUACAGCCGCUGCCCGGAUGCGGCGGCGCGAUGGCGGCGCAGCUUCCGGGCGACGCCGGCGGCAGUAGCCGCAUCAGCAGCGUUGGCGGCGGCGGCCGCACCGGCAGCAGCACAGCUGGCAGUAGCAGCAGGGAGGGCACUGAGAAAAGCAGCAGAAGCAGAAGCAAAAGCAGCAGCAAUGGCGCUGUCCCAGGCAGCAGUGACACUGUGCUACUGCCGCCAAUGGCCCUGGAGCACCAGCGGCACCUGCAGCCGCCGCGGCAGCAACUGCCGCAUCCGCCGGCUGUAGCAGCACCGCCGCAGGCGCCAGAGGCUGUAGCAGCAGCGGUAAGGGCGGAGGAGGAGCAGCAGCAGGGGGCUAGCAAUGCUCCUGCAGCUUUGGUCGCCUCGGAAGCGCAGUUGCUGGCGGAGGUGGCGGUGGCGGCGGCGGAGCUGGCGGUGGAGGCGGCGGCUGUAGCAGCGGAGGCGGCGCAAAUGGCGGCGGCCGAGCUGACCACGGCUGCGGCUGUUGCGGCGAAGGAGGAAGAGGAGGAAGAUGACGGGGAUGCGGAGGGGGAAGUGCAGGCGGCAGCGGCAGCCAAGGCGGGGGCAACGGAGGCCGCUGUCACAGCGGCCGGUGGCUGGGGUGGGCCGCAGGAGGAUGAGGAAGCGGCGCCUGGCGCGGCGGCGGCGUCAGCGGCGGCGGGAGGCGGCGGCCGUGGGCUGUUGCAGGCGUCGAGGGCGCCCACCGUGAUCAGCCUCGGCCCGGGGAACGCGCCGGGGCCGCCGCAGCCGGCACCACAGCCGAAAGCUGCAGCCGCGGGGGCGGGUCAGGGAGCGGGCACGCCCACGGCAGCACCAGCAGCACCAGCACAAACCCCACCACCCGCACAAACACCACCACCAGCAGCCGCACCAGCAGCACCAGCAGCCGUGGGGACAGCGCCCUCCUUGGGGGCGGCGGCGGCACCCGCACCCGCUCCAACCGCGUCGCGUGCCGCUGCUGUUCCUCCAGCCCCCGCGCCCACGGCCGCUGCCACACCCACCAUCACCGCCACACCUGCCGCUGCAUCUCCCUCUGCUGCUGCUGCUGACGCCGCCUCUGCUACUGCCAUUCCUCUCCCCGCCGCCGCCGCCGCCACCGCUGCCACUGCCGCCACCGCCGUACCAUCUGUACCUGCUGCUGCUACUGCCGCUGCUGCGCCAAUUGCUGCGCCCGCCGCUCCCGUCGCCACUGCGCCCGUCGCAACCACAACACCGGCUACUGCCGCCUCCGCCGCCGCUGCUACUGCCGCCACUGUCCGCCUGACGGGACAGCGCUACACCAAGGACACACGUGCAGUGGACUCGGCGGAUGUCAUACUCAUCCGGCCGCCCCUGGUCACGCCCUCUCCGCCUGUGCCUCCCCAGUCCGCAUUCGUGUCCAUCCGCGGCCACCAGUUCAUUGACCCCGCCACCGGCCGCCCCUUCUACUUCAUCGGCUUCAACGCGCACUGGCUGCCCAACCUUGCCAACUUCGAACACGAGUGGGGGCGCACGCAGGCGGCGCACUUCAUGGCGUCGGCACAACGUCUAGGCAUGCGUGUGGGGCGCUGGUGGGCGUUCAACCGGGGACUGCCGCUCAACCCGGGGGAGUACGACGAAGACCAGUUCCUGGGCCUGGACUACUGUCUGUACCUGGCCUCCAAGUUCGGGCUGCGCGUCAUCCUGGCUCUCACCAACCUGUGGCCGCAGUACCGCGGGCCCGAGCACUACCUGUACAUGGCCACUGGCAGCGCGGAGGGCAAGACGGUGCUUGACUACUACCGGGACAGAUCCACACGCGAGCUGGUAAAGCGGCACUUUGACGUGAUGGUCAACCGGGUCAAUGCCUACAACGGCCGCCGCUACGGCGACGACCCAACCAUACUGGGGUGGGACGUCAUGAACGAGCCGAGGUGCCCGGGCUGCUCCCCCGCCGAGGUGGGCAUCAAGCUGGACUGGCUUCGCGAGAUGAGCGCCUACCUGCGCAGCAUUGACAGCCACCACCUCAUCACACAGGGCAGUGAGGGCUACUUCAUGCCCGACCCGGAGACCAACGCCCACCUGCUCAACCCGGGGGCGGGCGCGCAGUGCGAGGGUGAGGACUGGGUGGCGACUGUGUCGAUGAAGAAUCACGACUUCGCGUGUGUGCACGUGUACGAGCGACAGCUCGAGGCGCUGCCCUUCAACCCCGACCCCCGCCGCAACGACCCCACCUGGAAGAAGUGUGACUUCGUGUGCUACAUCAACUGGUUCACCCGCUACAUGGAGGCGCAUGUGGAGGUGGCGCGGCGUAUCGGCAAGCCGCUGCUGCUGGAGGAGUACGGCCUCACGUGGUGGCGGGAGUGGGAGUACGACCGGCGUGUGUUGCUGCAGGUGUCAUUCGAGCAGCUGAUUGACUCGGCGCGGGCGGGCGGUCCACUGGCAGGGGCGCUGUUCUGGAACGCCGCCGCCAACUCCACCGGGGACUACGACGGGUACAACGUGUAUAUUUCCCGGACCCCCAAGACCCCGGGGAAGCCCGCGCCCUUCGCCUACGGCCCCACACGCGGCUCCGUUUUCCCCGGCCCCAACCCCGAUGUCAGCAUGGUCCCCAUUCCCAUUCCCAGCCGCAGUAGCACCAGCAGCAGUAGCACCAGUGGCGCCGCGGCAGCAGGCGGCACUAGCAGCAGCAGCAGCAGCAGCAGCACGCAGACCCCUCAGCCGGUGUCGAAGCGCCCCACCGCAUCCGCCACCGCUACUGCCGCCGCUGCGGCGGCGGCGGAGGUUGCUGCUGCCGCGGCGGCUACAGCCGCCCUGGCGGCGCCUGCCCCCAAUGCCCUGCCGCUACAGCCGCCGUCAGCCCUGCUGCCGGCAGGGGCCACAUUGGCUGUAGCACCCACCGCCGCGCAAGUGGCGGCUGCCGCCGCCGCCGCUGCUGCUGCUACAGCUGCUACUGCAGCGGCCGCUGCCGAUGACCCGCUGGCGGCAGUAGCAGCCGUCAACCGGGUCAAGCGCCGGCGCCUCCUCGCCAGGCCCAGGGCUGUAGCAGCAGAUGCCGAGGCCGAUACCACUGAUGCCACCACCACCACGGCUGCUGAUGAUGCAGAGGGCAGCAGCAACGGCGCCGGCAGUAGCACCGUUGAUGCUACUGCCGCCGCCUCCGCCGCCUCUGGGGGCUACAUCCGCAUGUCGGACCUGCCUGACAGCGUCCACCCGGCCCUGCUGGAGCUGCUGGAAGGCGGGCGGCUGGGCGGACUGGGCGGGCCCGGCCCUGAUGGCGGCGGCGGCGGCGGCGGCGGUCCUGGCGGCGGCGGCGGCGGCCGUGGGCCGCGGGUGCGGCGGCAGACGCGGCGGCAGGCGAGGGAUGAUGGUGAUGACGAUGAGGAGCGGCGGGAGGGGCAGCGAGGAUGGCAGGGAGAGGACAGGGAGGAGGAAGAGGAGGAGGCGGAGGGUGGAAAGGCACUUGGCGGCGGGCCGGCAGCUGCCCGACAGCGGCAGCAGAGGCAGCAGCAGGAGAGGCGUGAGAGGCCGGAGCGGGUGGGAGGGGAGGAGGGUCGCCAGAGGGAGGCGCGGCGUGAGAGGGAGGAGGUUCGUGAGAGGGAGGAGGGUCGCGAGAGGGAGGAGGGGCAGGAGAGCCUGCCGUGGUGGCUGCUAGGUCAGCAGGAGGGGUUCGGCGGGCGGCGGCGGCGGCGGCUUCAGGAGGUGGUUGGGCAGAUUGACGCACUGGAUGGAUUCAGGAGGGCCUGGCAGAGGAACGACUGCGCCGUGCGCAACAGCGUGGUGUGGCGGCCGCCGCCCCUCCCCUCCCACGUCAACUACACCGCAUACCGCGACUACGUGGAGGGGCUGGACGCGGUGGACAUCAUCGCGUGGGCAACCGCCCAACUGCCCAACUGAACGUGCGGAAAGUACGGCAGCAGGCGGUUGGCGCUGGAUGAGCUAGAUAAGGGAGGGCCGCCCCAGUCUGUUUUGGUUCUGUUAUUGUGAAGAUAGGUGGGGUGGGAUGGAGGUGGAUGGAGGUGAGGGUUGGCGCUUGGCGGGCAAGGCGGGGUGAGCUGGUGAGAGCACGUGCAAGCCGAUCAACAAGCAUAUGCGACGCGCAACUUUUGUCGUGCAGGCAAGCGCGUGAAGCGUGGCCAUGAGGGAUUUCAGCAUGGAUCGUGGGCUGAUCGUGGAACAAUACUAGAGGGGUCCAUUAAGAACAGUUUGCAAGCGCCCCUUGAGUUAUUACGGGGGGUGUCGGGGGGCCGGCGGCGUGAGGCCGUGAGGGGGCCCGGGGCGCCGGGCGGUGUAUGGAUGUAUGGUACAGGGGCGUGGGGUAGGGAGCCGCUACUAGCUGCGGUGCCGGUGGUGGCGCCGGUGCGGGACGGAAGUGCCACGACGCCCAUGAGAAAUGCGUGCGGUGCGGCCUGGGGCAUGGCCCCGUGGGCGUUCAUGUGCGCAGGCCGUGCAAGGGGUGGGGGUGGGGGUGGGGGUGGGAGUGGGGUUGUCAAUAUCAGCCCAAACUAAACCAAACAAGCUAAACUAGCGGAGCACAGGCAGAAGCGUUAGGUGCCAGCGAUAAUAAUUGUGGGAGGGGGCCGAGGGGGUGCUGAUGCUGGUGUAGCGGCACUGUGGCAGUGGCGGAAGUGGUAGGGGUGACUGUGCGUUGUAUAGCGUUGUGACGUGGGGACAGGCAGUGCUGCUGGUGCUUACUUUCACCGGGCAUGUAUGGUUGACUACGUCGUUGGCCAUGGCGGGCGCUGUAGGGCGACCGCUAGGUGGGGAGCCGCUCACUGGGACGUGGGCUGGGACGUGCUCGGGGAUUUCGUAAUGAUACGUGCGUGUGUAUGCGGUGGGGUGGGUGGGUGGGUGGGUGGGUGGUGGGUGGGCGGUGCUGGGUCGUGUGGGUGCGGGUGCGUGAAUGGAGUGUGGGCGGGGCGACACGUCUGGCCGUUUGCUGUAACAGUGUAACAUAACAUGGUGUGCAGCAAGAGGAGUCCACUCCAAGACGCUGCUGAAAGCACAUCCGGGCUCCGUGCUUCUCCGCGCUCUGAUGGCCGAAGCCACGGACCGACGGACCGACUGGGAGAGCAUGGAUCAGAGCGUGUCAUAUGCCACUGUCGCGGUAACGGCCCACAGUCCGCAGACACUCAGUUUACGAAAGUGUGUCAUGUCCGCCACGUGUAACAGUUUCCGCGAUGACCCCGGUUCCACCGUCGGCCGAGCACCCAAUUGCAUUUUGCUAGGGAUGCCUCAGGAGACGCUGGUCGCGAGGCCAGCCUUAACGACGCCAUGCCCCCAAGCUUAUGUCAGCCAUGAUGUGAUGAUGAGGUCGGGCGAGAGGUUAGCCUGGAUGAGAAGAGAUGCUGCAUGAGAAGGUUGGUGCAUGAAGAGAUGGGUGCAUGCGUCAAAGGGCGGUUUGGAAAGCUGUGUGGGUCGCGGGCUCGUGUCCUUCGUGUCGGGGUUCGCAGCGCAACUGCCGCCCUACCGGCCGCCAGCCACAGAGGAGACCGAAUGCUUAAAGUAAAUGUCAAUUGCAUUUUGGUUUUGUAAAUUAUAUUCAAC
This is a messenger RNA of Chlamydomonas reinhardtii, 6046 nucleotides long. RefSeq lists its product as uncharacterized. Bases 152 to 4396 code for a protein of 1414 amino acids. The transcript has 17 exons. The record is from RefSeq and is a predicted model, not a curated record. Gene Ontology annotation, biological process: carbohydrate metabolic process. Gene Ontology annotation, molecular function: hydrolase activity, hydrolyzing O-glycosyl compounds. NCBI's taxonomy places the organism in Eukaryota, Viridiplantae, Chlorophyta, Chlorophyceae, Chlamydomonadales, Chlamydomonadaceae.